CUCCAGCUCCCUCAACGUUCGAUGAAAUAUACCUUGGAAACAUUGUUGCUCAUGCGCUGUUCCCUCCUUCACCGUCUUUCGAGGCGAAUAUAAGCACCCCUCAUCAUUUCCCCAAUCUUCACCUCUCGUCUCCGGACUCUAAUCAACCAUCUCCACCCAGCAUCGUCCUUCAACAUGAGUGUUCGCACUGUCGAGGUCAAGCCAUUCCAAGACCAGAAGCCCGGCACUUCUGGUCUCCGCAAGAAGGUCAAGGUCUUCCAACAAGAGCACUACUCUGAGAACUUCAUUGCCUCCAUCCUCCUCUCCAUUCCCGAAGGCGUUGAGGGCUCAUAUCUUGUCAUUGGCGGUGACGGCCGUUACUGGAACCCGGAAGUUACCCAGCACAUCGCCAAAAUCGGUGCUGCGUAUGGUGUAAAGAAGCUGCUCAUCGGCCAAGAUGGCAUCCUCUCUACUCCAGCUGCAAGCCACUUGAUUCGCAUCAAGAAGGCUACUGGUGGCAUCCUGCUCACUGCCUCGCAUAACCCAGGCGGACCCACUGAAGACUUCGGUAUCAAGUACAACUUGGCCAAUGGUGCCCCUGCACCGGAGAGCGUCACCAACAAGAUCUACGAGACAUCAAAGACUUUGACAUCAUACAAGAUCGCCGACAUCCCCGACAUCGACCUCUCCACGAUCGGCACCAAGACAUAUGGUCCACUCGAGGUCGAAAUUAUCCACAGCACCACAGACUACCUGGCCAUGCUCAAGGACAUCUUCGACUUCGACCUGAUCAAGAAGUUCUUGCAAGAGCACAAGGAUUUCAAGGUCCUCUUCGAUGGCUUGAGCGGUGUUACUGGCAACUACGGUAAAGACAUCUUUGAGAAAGAGCUCGGAAUUCCCAACAGCACACAAAACUGCGUACCCAAGCCAGACUUUGGCGGACACCACCCAGACCCAAACCUCGUCUACGCACACUCUCUCGUAGAGGUCGUCGACCGAGAAGGCAUCCACUUCGGUGCCGCCUCGGACGGUGACGGCGACCGCAACAUGAUCUACGGUGCCAACUCCUUCGUCUCCCCUGGUGACUCUCUCGCUAUCAUUGCCCAUCACGCCGAGCUCAUCCCAUACUUCAAGAAGCAGGGCGUGUACGGACUUGCUCGAUCCAUGCCUACCUCUGGAGCGGUCGACCUGGUCGCGAAAAAGAAGGGACUUUCUUCAUACGAGGUGCCCACAGGAUGGAAAUUCUUCUGCGGUCUCUUCGACUCCAACAAGAUGAACAUCUGCGGCGAGGAGUCAUUCGGUACCGGAUCCAACCACAUCCGUGAGAAGGAUGGUCUCUGGGCGGUUGUCGCCUGGCUGAACAUCAUUGCUGGUGUUGGUCAAGAAAAGGGCACGACUCCAUCCAUCAAGAGCAUCCAGCACGACUUCUGGAACAUCUACGGUCGCACUUUCUUCACUCGCUACGACUACGAGGGUGUCGAGACGGCUGGCGCCAACAAGGUCGUCGCCCACGUCAAAAACCUCAUCACCACCGAGAAGGACAGCUUCAUUGGCUCUUCGAUUGCGGGCCGCAAGGUCGUCGAGGCCGAUGACUUCAGCUACACCGAUCUCGAUGGCAGCGUGAGCGCCAACCAGGGUAUCUUCGUCAAGUUCGACGACGGCAGCCGCAUUGUCGUCCGUCUUUCUGGCACUGGCUCUUCCGGCGCCACCAUCCGUCUGUACAUCGAGAAGCACGACAGCAACCCAGAGACGUACGGCCUCGAUGCGCAAGAGUACCUCAAGGAUAACGUCAAGCUCUCUGUGGAGCUUCUGAAGCUACAGGAGUACAUUGGACGCGUUGAGCCAGACGUCAAGACUUGAUGUCGUCUUGGUGAAGAAGGAUAGGGUUAUCAGUGACAGGAUUAUAUAUACCAAAGGUUGACAUGAUCACCUAAAAUGACAAUGAAUAAUAAACAGAAAGUACGAUUUGAGCAAUAAUACACCAUACUCGCAGGUUUGGUGAUCCUCGUAACCGGAUGCAUCGCUCCAAAAUUGUCCAUGAUCGCGUCUUCGUGAAGACC
Dissoconium aciculare CBS 342.82 is the source of this 2039-nucleotide messenger RNA. Its product is annotated as Phosphoglucomutase, first 3 domain-containing protein. The transcript is spliced from 2 exons. Gene Ontology annotation, cellular component: cytosol. Gene Ontology annotation, biological process: carbohydrate metabolic process. The coding region runs from base 175 to 1839 and encodes 554 amino acids. The record is from RefSeq and is a predicted model, not a curated record. NCBI's taxonomy places the organism in Eukaryota, Fungi, Ascomycota, Dothideomycetes, Mycosphaerellales, Dissoconiaceae. Gene Ontology annotation, molecular function: phosphoglucomutase activity; magnesium ion binding.